UCAUCUACGCAGUAUCAUUAAACUCUUAAAUUUCCAGUGCCUUCAUCUACGCAUUUUAAAAUCAUUACAUAUUUAUAAAAAGUCAAGAUAGGAUUAACCUGGUGCAAGUUUUCCCCUAUAGAUUUCGAACUUUGCGGCCUCAAACUUCCAGUGAAUCAUCAAAUUCGUUUCCAGUGUGUGAUUUAACGAUAUAUUCUGAAAGUGCUUUGAAAUCAUCGAUUAUCUGUAAGUUCAAAAUCGAAAAGUAUUUCGAAUCAAGGUCAGUGCCGCCAACGUAGUGAUAUAUGCUUACUGGUUCUCGCUCGCCUCGAAUAUUUGUAAUGUUUAUGCAUUUCCGAUCAUCGCGUAAAAAGAAAAACAUCCGAAUUGCUUUGAUGGUCAGUAACCUCAUGAGUGAAAUAGUGUUUGUGCACAUUUUAUUAUUAACUCAGCGAAUAAAUCUGCAUAAUAUGAUUACGAUAUCAGUUAAAGAAAAAUUUUGCGCAGCAUUCGCGAUAGCAGCUGAUGAUAAUGCUGAGAUAACAGAUUAAGCACAACUUAUUACUCCUGAUGAAUUUGAAGUAACUGUGCAGUUAUUCGAAAGAACUGCCACGAAAGAAUAAACUAGUGCACGGGAUAAUUUUCCUGAAAUAAAAACUGAUAUAGAUAAAAGCAAAUAAAAUUUGGGCGAAAAGGUUGGAUUUGAAAAUGAUGUUGCAGCUGCUAUGUUUGGUAAAUAAAAAUGAAGUAGAGGCAAAAUUAAAAAAUAUAGUGAAAGAGGAAAAAUUUCAGAAGUUUUGCGUUAUACAUUAACUAUCUGUUAAGAAGAACUCUGUGCCAAGUGUUUGGCGAUGGAUAACGCCAUGGAAAAAGAAGUAAACUUUGUUCAUGGAUGAGCUGUGAAUCGUCGGGAAUUUCUUGCAUUGCUUGGAAAAUUGAAAAUGAGUAUGAAGAAAGGAUUUACCAAAUGAGGUAUUUGAAAAACGGAACAUAUUAAAAAACUUCAGUCACAUAUUAUGUACGUCGAGCAGCUAUUGUUUUAAAAAAUAAAGGAGUGAUUCCAUGAAGUCUUAUUGAUCUAAGAGGUACCGAUAACGAGGAGGAGAGUGACGGAAAAAUUUCGUCUGUCACAACUUAUUGCCAGACUUUUCCCCGAAAUAAGGUAUGACAUUUUCCGAAGUAAUAGUUUCUGUUUAUACAGGUAAUUGAAACUUCUCUGUAUUUGAACUUAGGCAGCUCCGAAGUCUCUUUUUCUUCUCAGAGGGUGUUUUAAUCUCGUAUACACUACAGUCAACGUCACCCGUUGCGGACGGCCGCCAACUAAAUAUGGCAGAACAUCACCACAGUUACGUAAGGAAACUCUUGGUUUUCAGAGAGAUUGGAUGUCAUCUUAACAAAGCGUUUACUUCUUUUAUACGUCAGUUUAUCACAUUUCCAAGAAACACGAUGGUUGCUACUAGUUGGAGGUAAUGUAAAGACAUUUGAAUUGGUAGCUUUUUAUAUUGAAAGAUGAAUGAAUUAAAAGCAAAUGAACCCAUUCACGUUCACAAACUCAUGUACAUUUUGAGUUUGGGUUUCAUUCCAAAGAGGUUUAUUCUCUGCAUUGUUGGAAUCUUAGCAGUGACUUUAGCUAUUUCACUGAAUGCAAAUCUCAGUAUCGCAAUUAUCUCUAUGGUUGACAGAAGAAACGAAUCAUCUGCUAAUGUAAUAGCGUCGAAUGAAUGCAAGUCAGAAGAAAAUAUAAACGUUAGUUGGAAUGAUGUGCAAUUAAAACCCUUAGAACAUCAUGGUGAUUUACAGUGGAGCGCAGAAACGGAAGGCUAUGCUUUGAGUUCACUCUACUACGGACAGCUACUUGGGUUCAUUCCUGGAGGUCGUAUGGCAGAAGUCUACGGAGGCAAGAAGACUCUUAUAUUUGCUUUAGCCUUUGCAUCGUUGCUCACUGCUGCAUUACCCUGGAUGGCCCGUGCUUCUGCAUAUGCAUUCUUUGCAGGCAGAUUUGUAAUAGGAAUUAUGACGGCUCCAACGGUACCAGUGUUGUUUUACCUGAUAUCUCGGUGGAUACCUGUGCCUGAACGCAGCUUCAGCACCGCAUUUGUAUUCUCUGGAUUAGGCUUGGGAUCCUUUGUUUCGUUUCUAUACAGCGGCGUUUUAUGUGCAAGCGAGAUUCUGGGAGGCUGGCCUCUUGUGUUCUACGUUGGAGGUUUAAGUGGAUUUGUUUGGUGCAUACUUUGCUCUCUGCUUGUGUUCGAGACGCCGGAAAAUCAUCCUACAAUUUCGAAAAAGGAAUUACAGUUCAUUACUAACAACCUUGGCCCUGCACCUCCCAAAAUGAUUAAGAAGGUUCCUGUCAAAUCUAUAAUGUUAUCAAUACCUUUCUGGGCUCUAGCUAUUGGAUAUUUUGGACAGUUUUGGAUCCUAGGACUAUAUAAUGUAACACCAUCUUUGUACAUGGGUACCAUUCUUAACGUCGACAGUGAAACAAAUGGUGAACUUUCGUCUCUACCACCUCUCACCCGUGCUUUGUUUGCUUGUUUAUGCAGUACUCCUGUGGACUGGGCUAUUAAGAAAGGAUACCUAGAAGCAAGUUAUACCAGAAAAGGCACAACACUUGUCAAUUCGAUAUUAUUCUGCGUCGGUAUGAUUGGUGUACUCUUGGCCAAGUGCAACCUACUUCUGACAAUUACAUCCUUCACUGUUGGAGGUAUUCUUGGCAAUUGCGUCACAUUUGGAGUUUGUAUGGCUGCCAUCGAUAUAGCUCCAAAUCUCUCAGGCACUUUAUCUGGUAUAUUAGGAACUAUUGGAGUGAUACCAUUCUUCGCCGUGCCAACCUUCAUCGGAUGGUUAACAAAAUAUGAGCGGUCCAUGACACAAUGGAGUUACUUUUAUUACUCGACCAUUGGAGUUGUCAUUAUAACAACAAUUGUUUUCCUUGUUUUUGGGUCAUCAAAACCUCAGUCUUGGGGCGUCAAUGGCACAGAAAGCACUGAAGAAGGCAAAGCAGAAGAUGUGCAAGAACCUGUUCCAGCCAAUUAAUUUCAAAACUGAAUUUAGCAAAUCAUUCAUUUCGUUGCUGUAUUGUUUUCAUUGUUGAACAGAAAUGAACGAUACACUUUUUUCCUCCAGUAAAAUCAGGCAAGAGCAAAUUGAAGAACCUCCAAGUCAUUCUAGCAAACUUAUAUAUUAUUUCAGAGUGAUUUGAGUUGUGAAUCUUUCUCAGAAUGUAUUAUCGAAUACAAAAUUUUAAUAAAGCAAUUCAGCACUGUCGU
Molecule: messenger RNA, 3248 nt
Organism: Stegodyphus dumicola
Lineage: Eukaryota; Metazoa; Arthropoda; Arachnida; Araneae; Eresidae
Product: putative inorganic phosphate cotransporter
Biological process (GO): monoatomic anion transport; transmembrane transport
Cellular component (GO): membrane
Molecular function (GO): transmembrane transporter activity
Source: RefSeq, a predicted model, not a curated record